Molecule: messenger RNA, 1907 nt
Organism: Ceratosolen solmsi marchali
Lineage: Eukaryota; Metazoa; Arthropoda; Insecta; Hymenoptera; Agaonidae
Gene: nAChRalpha2
Product: nicotinic acetylcholine receptor alpha2
Exons: 7
Coding region: 113-1831 (572 amino acids)
Biological process (GO): monoatomic ion transmembrane transport
Cellular component (GO): postsynaptic membrane
Molecular function (GO): acetylcholine-gated monoatomic cation-selective channel activity; transmembrane signaling receptor activity
Source: RefSeq, a predicted model, not a curated record
GGACGAAGGGAUGGAAGCGAGAUGCCGCUAGGCCGCGGAUGCUGGCAGCAAGUUCCAGGCGGUGGCUCAGUGCUCCAGUGGCCGCGUGCCCGAGCGAACCGGACGAUGGCCAAUGCUCGCGACUCUGCCUCCGAUACCAGCCGUCCCGGCUGAGACUGACCGCCCCAUUAUCCCGCAACCGAGGCUCCCAAACAUGAUCGCGCGGCUCACCCUCGGCCUACUCGCACUGGGCGUCUGCUACGGCAACCCGGACGCCAAGAGGCUCUACGACGACCUCCUCUCCAACUAUAACCGGCUUAUACGGCCCGUAUCCAGCAAUAACGACACGGUUGUCGUGAAACUCGGUCUGCGGCUCUCUCAGCUCAUCGACUUGAAUCUCAAGGACCAGAUUCUUACGACGAACGUCUGGCUCGAGCACGAAUGGCAGGACCACAAAUUCAGGUGGGACCCGUCCGAGUACGGAGGUGUGACGGAACUAUACGUGCCGAGCGAACACAUUUGGUUACCCGAUAUCGUGCUGUACAACAAUGCGGACGGCGAGUACGGGGUGACAACCAUGACCAAGGCGAUCCUUCACUAUACGGGAAAAGUACUCUGGACACCGCCGGCCAUCUUCAAGUCGUCUUGUGAGAUCGACGUGCGUUAUUUCCCCUUUGAUCAACAGACCUGCUUCAUGAAAUUUGGAUCGUGGACCUACGAUGGAUUUCAGAUCGAUCUUAAGCAUAUCAAUCAAAACGUGGGUGACGACCAAGUGGAGAUUGGCAUUGAUCUACGCGAGUACUAUCCAAGCGUUGAGUGGGACAUCCUAGGGGUACCAGCCGAACGUCACGAAAAGUAUUAUCCCUGCUGUCACGAGCCCUAUAUCGACAUUUUCUUUAACAUAACGCUUCGUCGCAAGACGCUCUCCUACACGUUUCCGUGCGUGAGCAUCUCCUACCUCUCGGUGCUGGCAUUUUAUUUGCCGGCGGACUCCGGCGAGAAGAUUGCCCUUUGCAUCAACAUACUUCUCUCGCAGACAAUGUUCUUCCUCCUCAUAUCCGAGAUCAUACCGUCGACGUCGCUCGCUCUACCUUUACUAGGCAAAUACCUAUUGUUCACCAUGAUCCUCGUGGGCCUCUCGGUCGUCGUGACAAUCGUCAUUCUAAACGUUCACUACCGUAAGCCAAGCACACACAGAAUGGCGCCGUGGGUCCGGAGCGUCUUCAUUAGGCGCUUGCCGAAGCUCCUGUGGAUGCGCGUACCCGAAGAUCUCCUAGACGACCUGGCGGCCCAUAAGAUCUACGGACGAAACAAGGGGACUCAACGACAGGGUGACAGGGUCCAGCAGAUCAAAACACCGAGUAAAUUUAGCGCGGCGGUCGCCGCGGCCGUGCAGCAGUCCUCGUCACUCCUAUCGUCCCCAGAGUCCGUCAGAGGUCAGGGCUGCAACGGACUGCAGCACACAACUUCGGUACACAAUCGCUUCCUCGGAUACAAUGGAUUGCCGAGCCUCGUGUCGGGUCUCGAUGAAUCUAUGAGCGACCUCGCCAUUCGUAAGAAGUAUCCGUUCGAGCUCGAGAAAGCACUGCAUAACGUCAUGUUUAUCCAGCAUCACAUACAACGCCAAGACGAGUUUAAUGCGGAGGACCAAGACUGGGGCUUCGUUGCAAUGGUAUUAGAUCGGCUCUUCCUCUGGAUCUUUGCCAUCGCUUCUCUGGUCGGGACAUUCACGAUUCUCUGUGAAGCUCCGGCGCUCUACGACGACACUAAGCCUAUCGACAUGGAAUUAUCCUUGGUUGCGCGGCAAAUGUUCCUGCCAAACAAUCAACUUGACAAUUUGAUACAGCAUUAGAAGGAUUUUCUCAACUACCCCACUCCUCCUAAUCCACAUGAUCCCUCCUACUUUCGAAUUGAUUUUGAAUUUUAUU